Messenger RNA from Penicillium waksmanii, 1203 nucleotides. RefSeq lists its product as uncharacterized. The record is from RefSeq and is a predicted model, not a curated record. NCBI's taxonomy places the organism in Eukaryota, Fungi, Ascomycota, Eurotiomycetes, Eurotiales, Aspergillaceae. The coding region runs from base 1 to 1203 and encodes 400 amino acids. The transcript is spliced from 4 exons.
AUGAUGGAUUCCAUGUAUCAAAAUGGGCAUGCUCCUGAGCUCUUUAUACACAAACACCUUGUCCACGAUGGACAGGAACAACCACCGAAAGACGCGCACCAGCUCCGUAUCUCCGCCCCAUGCUUUCAAACACUGGUCGAUAAAUUGCAGAUACCACUCAGUUUCGUCCUAGCCCUCUCACAUCAUUAUCUUCCAAACGGCCGAGGAUCACGAAAAAUCCAAAUCCAAAAGACGGAAGCAUUUGACUUUUGGUACAUCCUCCCAAUCCGCGUCCAAGUUGGAGCCAGCAGCUCGAGCAGUACUACCAGUAGUUCCAAGGCUCCAGAAGAAGCACGAGAUCCAACACAAAUGAACCCAUUUCACAAACUCGACCUACCCGACAUAAAACUCAGCAUCCACCGAUCAUGCAUAGGAAUAUUUUCCCGCGUACUGCCAGGCUCAAAACGCAUGACAUUCGUCGCAUUCGACUUCAUGCACGGCCGCUGGACAAAAGUCGCGCUAGAGCCAAGCCAGCGAAUCGACCAAGUAAUGAACCUAAAAAAAAAUGCACGAAUGGGCUACGGCUUCGGCGCAUUCAGUCAUCUCGUUUACCUCACCAGCACGACGCGGUGGUGGACGCAUGCAUUGAACAGUGUGAACGAACAAUUAGUCGAAUACGAGGCCCGACUGCAGACUGAGCUAAGUGGCUCGCAUAUUACGCCGGAAACGGUUUUCGGCGGUAUCAAUCAGGCGCUGCAUUCUAUUGCGGCGCAUUUACAUCGUUAUAUUUCGGAGCUGAAGUCUUUGCAGGGGAUUGUGACGGAUUUGGCUACGCAUUUUGAUGCGCUUUGUGCGGAUGAUGAUGAGGAUUCGGGGUUUAAUACACUCGAGCAGGCUUCUAGGGGGUUUAGUCAGGUUUCUUCGCAGGUUGAGGCUUUGCAUGAUUUUACGAGGGAGUUGGAGAAGAAGAUUGAGAAUAAUCUUGCACUGCUCUUCAAUCGCAUACAAAUCAACAGUAAUAGACGACUAGUCGCAAAUGGACAGGAUAUGCAGGCUAUCUUGAGUGCAAUGCAGGAAGACACCAUUGUCGGUCGUGAGAUGGCCAAGGCCUCACAUGAGCUUGCUCAAGAGAUGAAACGGGAUAGUGUAGCUAUGCGAACUAUCGCUGUCGUCACAAUGUUUUUCCUCCCUGGGGCAACAUUUGCUGUGAGUUUUAACCAUUGA